Paramormyrops kingsleyae is the source of this 2878-nucleotide messenger RNA. Its product is annotated as zona pellucida-like domain-containing protein 1. Lineage: Eukaryota; Metazoa; Chordata; Actinopteri; Osteoglossiformes; Mormyridae. The record is from RefSeq and is a predicted model, not a curated record.
CCCAGCCCUGUCACAUUGCGGCUGGAGUUUACAUUCACCCAGGCUGCUCUUUUGACUUCUGAAUUUUUCUCAUAACCUCCUGUUUUGUGUUGCAUGCCCAUUUUCACACCCCUGAGCUGGAAAAGAGGCCAGUAUAAAUACCAGGGGCUGACGGGGAGAAAAAGGGAGAGAGAGAAAGUGGAGGGCAGAGAAUCACUACCCACACAAGUUCGAGGACAAUGUGGCUGUCCUUGCUGGUUUGCCAGUUUGGCCUGGUCCUCUUCAGUGAGGCUCAGAAUCCUUGCUUUUCACACUCAACAUUCAGGGAGCCAGCCAACUCUGACAUCUCAGUGAUAUGUGGGACAAGGACAAUGGAGCUGACCAUCCUGUUGUGCCCCAUCUACUAUGGUGGAUACAACGAGUCAUUGAUGUCCCUCAAUGCGCAAUAUUACAGACCAGAGUGCUACGGGAUACCUGAUUGGUCAGCGGAUCCGCCUGUCUUAAAAUUCAAUUUCUCCAUAACCGAAGAAGCCAUUUCCACCUGUUCGAAUAAGCUCAAGAUCAGUCAAGAAGUCGGUUCGGGACUCUUCUCCGAUUAUUCCAGCGUCCAGUUUGUCAACGUCUCAGGAAUCAUAAACUCCCUGGACCCGAGUGCUGGCACCAUAACCUACCGACAAGAGAUGAUGUACAUUUUCUCCUGUCGAUAUCCACUGCAAUACCUGAUCAACAACACUGAGAUAACCGUAUCUGGGGUGAGCCUAGCUGUAAGGGACAAUAACGGGAGUUUCAUUAGCACACUUAGCAUGCAGCUGUAUGAGGAUUCGUCUUACACUACGCACCUCAAAAUACCGGAAAGCGGCCUUAAACUGAAAAAGAGAAUCUUUGUGGAAGUCAAGGCCACGAAUCUCACCGAAAGGUUCAAUGUCCUCCUGGACCGAUGCUACGCCACAACCAGCCCUUUUCCCAUUAACAGCUCUUACUAUGACCUCUUUGUUGGAUGCAACCGUGACGGCCAGACCGUGAUCACGUCUAAUGGCCAAACCCAGACGGCUCGCUUCUCGUUUGAAGCUUUCCGCUUUGUGGAGCACAAAAACAUGACCGUCUCCAUCUUCUACCUGCACUGUGCUACCAGGCUCUGCGAGACGUCUGUCUGCAGCUCUGUCCUGCCGAAUUGUUCAGCCAAUGCUAGGGCAAAGCGAGAUCUGCAGUCUCAGGCUCAAAGUACCACCGUAAGCGAAGUAGCCACAGUUACCUCUGGUCCGAUCAUCACCAGAGUGGACAGUGGUGGACCUCCAGGUCAAGAUACUCAAGUCGCAGAGGAAUCGUACCGGGACAGCCCAGUGUUCAGCGCGGCCGUGGCGGCGGGCGUGGUGGGCGUGCUCUGCAUCGCGAUGGUGGCGUUCACGGUGCUGCGGAUCCACUCUUCGAAGCGUCAGAGUAAAGAGAAGGCGCUGUGGGAGGGCGCAAAGGGCAGCGAGUAGGGGCAGGGCCGGUGAAACGAAACGUGCCCCUCUCCUAUUUACGGAGAAAUACAACAUGCACUAUAUACCACUGCAUGACGGGGAUCAUUUAUUUUUAUUUUUUUUCCUGUUUAAAAGCAUUCAUUGUCUGGUGGCAUUAUCGAAAGAACUAUCUACAUAUACUUAGUAUACUUUAUAAUGGAAAUCUAUAGGUCAUCAUGUUGAAAACCAUAAAAAAAAGCUUUAAAAGUACAGGAAAUUAUAUGGACCAAUCCUGUUAAUAACCAAAAUAGGAUUUCUGGCAAUAAGUGUUUUAGACAGCAACGUGUUUCUGAUUGGGGGUCUUACUGGGACUGUUUUCAGGGCUUUAUUCAGACAGCAUUGCUUCCCUGAAUAUUUCCAUCAUUAAAAAUGGUGUUUAAAAUAUCUACAUGGAUGCAGGCAUGCUAACUAAAUAAAAUUUUAAUUUUAAUAUAAAGUGUGAGUGGAAAAUCGUUUUUGGAAAUUUUAUUCCUUGUCAAUUUUUCCAAAUGUAUGAUUUUGAGCAGACUGGGCCAUGGUAAGUGGAAGACAAACAGGUUUGCAUUUCUCUCUUUUGUGGGGACCAUCCAUUGUGGGGACCACUUCUAUUGGCUUAACCCCUAAUCCUAAGUAUGGUGACUCUCACCCCUACCCAGCCCUAACCUUACCCAUAAGUAACCAAACAAAAUAUGACUUAAAGCAUUUGUAGUUUUUUGAUUUCCGUCACAGAUCUUUAUAAAAUUAAGGUCAAACUUGUGGGAACUGGAAAAAUGUCCCCCAAGAAAAAAGGUACAGAUCUUUAAUCAAAUUGUGUGGGAAUCCUGUCUGCACAACCUAAUAAUUACCCAAAAUGCACACACGCACACUCAUAUACACACACACACACACACACACUCUUCUGUCCUGACAGCUGACUUGUACCACCUAAAAUCAGCCCAAUUACUACUUGUAAUAAAACUUACACAUCCCUCCUGGACUUACAGUACAACGAAUGACUUACAAAACAUGCCUUUGAAUGACUGGUGACAUUCAGUGCAAAUUUCCCUGUUCCUCUGGUCAUGCCAUGUUAAUAUGGGGUCAUGGCAUUCAGUGGUGGGUGGGACACAAAUCCAAUCAGCCAUCUAUGGCAGAUGGGUGACUGUGUGGUACAUGGCUGUAGUCGUUAUGAAACAACUAAAAAAAAGACAGACCUAAAAAAAAAAAAAAUUUAUUAACACUUUAGAAACAAAAACACAGGACAGAAACCAGCAGCAAGCUUUUUGAAAAGACUAUUUCCCCCGCCCCCCCCCCAGCAGCACGUGGUAGCGAGAGGACCUGUCCGUAUGGUCGGAAGCCAGUGCAGUCAGAUUCAGGAGUUAUACGGCAUACCACAGACAACCCGAAAAACAGCACUAAAAAAUAAAAAAAGUGACAGAGCU